Messenger RNA from Pseudogymnoascus destructans, 408 nucleotides. RefSeq lists its product as uncharacterized. NCBI's taxonomy places the organism in Eukaryota, Fungi, Ascomycota, Leotiomycetes, Thelebolales, Thelebolaceae. The coding region runs from base 1 to 408 and encodes 135 amino acids. The transcript has a single exon. The record is from RefSeq and is a predicted model, not a curated record.
AUGGCCUUGUCGGCUUUUUGCGCGCCUUCAUUACAAGGAAAAACAUUCAAGCCAAGCGUUUUCCAUCUCGGCCGAUUCGGAGUUAUGAUGGCUGUGAUUACAUUCAUCUGGAACGGCUUUGCAUUUGCUGUCCUUUGCGCCCCUCAGUAUGGCAACAGCUCCAUAAAUGCAGAUGCAGGCUUAUUCAACUAUGCCAUUGUUAUCAUGGCUGGCGUUACAGUCAUCGGCCUGGAACAGUGGUGGCGAAAGUCCAGCCGCGUAUGGUUUCACAAUAUCAAGGAUAUCGAUAAUCGUCGUGACCAAACUUUUCGCUUCACUCAAGGUUGGAGUAAGCAACAUGCGCCACUUCACGCGAGAGGAAGCAAGUUGCGCCAACUCACGAUUUUGAGAGUAAGUACUAGCCAAUAG